CGGACUCCGCGCGGCUGGGAGCGCACGCGAGCUGGCAGGGCCGCGCGGGCAGCGCCCUGAGCCCUCCCGCGCCCGCGGGCCCGGCCGAGCAGGCGAGCGCCGGCGAUGCCCCGGCGGCCCCGCGCGCGCGCAGCGGCAUCCGCGCGGUGAGGGCGGCGGCGCCCGUGGGACCCGCGACUGCCAGGAACUGCUGCCGCCGCCGACCCCCAUGGCCUACACACCGGGCGGGGGUGCCCCAGCACGGGGGGCCGCCCCCGUGGGCUCCCAGUACUGCGUGUGCAAGGUGGAGUUGUCGGUGAGUGGCCAGAACUUGUUGGACCGGGACAUCACCUCCAAGUCUGACCCCUUCUGUGUCCUCUUUACGGAGAACAAUGGCCGGUGGAUCGAGUACGACAGGACAGAGACCGCAGUCAACAACCUCAACCCCGCGUUCUCCAAGAAGUUUGUGCUGGACUACCACUUUGAGGAGGUGCAGAAGCUCCAGUUCGCCCUGUUCGACCAGGACAAGUCCAGCGCGCAGCUCGACGAGCACGACUUCCUGGGCCAGUUCUCCUGCAGCCUGGGCACGAUCGUCUCCAGCAAGAAGAUCACUCGGCCUCUGCUGCUGAUGAAUGACAAGCCUGCGGGGAAGGGCCUGAUUACGAUCGCGGCCCAGGAGCUGUCGGAUAACCGGGUCGUCACACUGAGCCUGGCGGGCAGGAAGCUGGACAAGAAGGAUCUCUUUGGGAAGUCAGACCCAUUUCUCGAGUUUUAUAAGCCAGGAGAUGAUGGCAAGUGGAUGCUGGUCCACAGGACUGAGGUGAUCAAGUACACGCUGGACCCCGUGUGGAAACCGUUCACUGUGCCAUUGGUGUCCCUGUGUGAUGGGGACAUGGAGAAGCCCGUCCAGGUCAUGUGCUACGACUAUGACAACGAUGGAGGCCACGACUUCAUCGGCGAGUUCCAGACCUCAGUGUCACAGAUGUGUGCUGCUCGGGAUGGCGUCCCGCUGGAGUUCGAGUGCAUCAACCCCAAGAAGCAGAAGAAAAAAAAGAACUAUAAAAACUCGGGCAUCAUCAUCCUGCGUUCCUGCAAGAUAAGCCGAGACUACUCCUUCCUGGACUACAUCCUGGGAGGCUGCCAGCUCAUGUUCACCGUUGGGAUAGACUUCACAGCCUCCAACGGGAAUCCCCUUGACCCGUCCUCUUUGCACUAUAUCAACCCCAUGGGCACCAACGAAUACCUGUCAGCCAUCUGGGCUGUCGGGCAGAUCAUCCAGGAUUAUGACAGUGACAAGAUGUUUCCGGCUCUGGGCUUUGGGGCCCAGUUACCCCCAGACUGGAAGGUCUCCCAUGAGUUUGCCAUCAACUUCAACCCCACCAACCCCUUCUGCUCGGGCGUGGACGGCAUCGCCCAGGCGUACUCGGCUUGCCUGCCCCACAUCCGCUUCUACGGUCCCACCAAUUUCUCUCCCAUCGUCAACCACGUGGCCCGGUUUGCGGCCCAGGCCACGCAGCAGCAGACGGCCACGGCCAGGCCCAGUGCCAGUGUUGGAGUCACCAAAGGUCACCUUGCCCCCUCUCCUGCCCUCCACCAGCACCUGCCCUGACCUCACUCUGCCACGUGAGUUGGGGGUCUUCUCCCCCUGCCCCAAGGGCAGUGCCCCAAGUAGCACUUCCCAGGCCCCGUGCCCCGUCCCCUGCAUCAGGCUCGAGCUGAGGCUGCGAUCCCGGCCCCCAGCCCCAGGUGGUGCAACCUGGACUGCCACUGAGACUUGGGUCUGAUUCCCACCCCCUGGGAGACCCCACAAGCCCCUGCCCCUCCCCAGGCUUCCUCCUCUGCAAGGAAGGGGUUGCUGCAUGAAUGCCGAAGUCCCUUCUUGACUGUCCUUUCCACCCUGAAUCCGAGAUAUCACCCCGAACCCGCCCGCUGCCCCGUUGCCCCGGCCACCGCCGGCCCUCACUGGACUGCGCAGCCACCCUCACCGCUCUCGCCCUGCUGCCCGUUCUCCUCCCCAGCCUCUCCCUCCUCAGCGACCUCCUCUCCUUACCCUACGCCUUCCUUCACUGACAACCAUUCCAGACCAUUCUGCCACCCACCUCCCUCCUGUCCCUCAGACGUGCCAAGCUUGCCCCCGCUGAGCCUGUGACCUGCCGUCUCCUCUGCCUGGAGAGUCCUCCUUCGACUCUCUGCCUGGCUGGCUCUGUCCCCUUCCUCAGUGUCCCCUCGAAUGCCAGCCCCAGCGGCCUUCCUUGACCACCCAUCUGAAGUCAAUGCCCCGGCCUUCUCUGUGUAUUCCCGUCUUGACUCUGACGAUGGUGGCCACAUCUCCUUCACAUCCACGUGUCUCCUCUGUUUUGUCUCCCCUGUUGCACUCUCGGCCCUGGGGCCGGGCUGUCACCCCUGCUGGCCUGCACUGGGCCCUCGUCGUGCUCCGGGAAUGGAUGGAUUUAAGUUGGCCCUGCUGUGGGCAGUGCGCUGUGCAAGGCUCAGGAGGCGGAGGAGGGGCUCAGUUAGGGCCUCUCCCAAAGGGAAAGGGACCUGCUCCCGUUGGGACCACCCAGAGGAGGGAGGCUCCCACCUGGUCACGAGGCAGGUGGAGGUGGGCUUCCCGGAGGGGGCGGCAAAGAUGGAAGGGGGGGUCAUGAGAGGGAGAGAAGAGGACAGCAGGGCUGGCCUGGGGAGGGCAGGACAGCAGGACAUGGUCUGGUGUUCGGGAGGCCGCAGAGGAGGGUCUGUGAGGAGGGGGUCCUGGGGCCAGAGUUUAAAUGCUGCCCCCGUCCCUUCCUUACUGUGUGAUGUGGGUAAAUCACUUAACUUCUCUGAACCCGUUUGCUUGUUUGUCCAAUGGGAAUACUAAUAGGCCCUACCUGGAGGAGGUGGCGUUAGGAUGAGAUGAGCUAACGCAACACCUGGCACCCCGAGAGACCUGAAGCCCAAGAGAGGACCGUGGCACAGGUUCUGGGACGAGCCCCUGGCAGAGGGGACACAGGCGCCAGGGACCAGGAACCAGCAGGGGGGGCACCCAGUGUGCGGUCGAAAGGAAGGCAGGCGGUGGUCUCUGCUGCGGGGAGCGCCAUCCCCUCUGGGCCAGCCUGGUCGUGGCGCUGCGCUGCGGGCCUGAGACAAGCCACCUUCUGGGCUGAGGCCUUUAUCAAAUAGGAGCAGUAAAGCCCCAGGGGCGGGGAGGGUCCGGGCCACCAGAGUGGGACAGCCACCGGACAGGCCUGUGAGUGGCUUCUUUUUAAUUCCUGGGGGCGGGGCCAGGGCUGGUAGGAGAGGGCGGAGGAGAGGCAGCCCUUCAGCCUGCACCCCAUUUGGAUCCCAUGGGCAGCCAGGCCAUUGUCCCGCCCAGUCUGGUCUGGGCCUGAGCCAGCUUUCAAAGGGAUGGAGACAAGGCCUGCAUUCUUGUGGAGGGCAGGGAAUGGGCAGGCUCAGGAAUGAAGCCCCGUGGGGCAGGGCUCUCUCACCUGCUGGUCGGGCAGGACUGGGCAGGAGAUGGGGUGUGGGGGAGAAGGGGGCUUUGCAUGCUGGAUCCUGGUCUGCAGGGGGCUUGGACCCCAGGGGAGGCCAGGAAGGGUGUCUGAGCUCUGGGGAACAACUGCUGAGGGCCCCCCAGAGGGGAGAACUUGGCGCUUCCUGUGACCAGUCCUCAUCCUUUCCACACCCCGGGCCACUUAUCAUGGCCUGGUCCUCCCAACCUGGGGAGGUGGGCUCCUCCUGGCUCCCCUCCUUCAGGAAGCAUUGUCACCCACCCCAGCUGAGUGACCUUGGGCCAUCUGCAAGCAUCUCUGGGCUGCAGGAGCAGGGCUAGGCAGUCUCUAUUGGCCCCUCCCACUCUGAUGUCCAAGAAGACACAGCCGCUUCUCCACCUCCUGCCUCUCUUUACUCCAUGCUACCUCUCACUGUGCACCGAAGGUGGAGCUGCCCGGUGGUGCAGCCUCAAGCUCCCGAGGCCCAUCAACCUGGUUCAAACCCUGGUUCCCCGACUUCCUGGCUGCGUGGCCCAGGGCAGGUUGCUUAAGCUCUUUGAAUCUCAGUCUCCUCACCUGUACAAUGGGCAUGAUGGAACAGUAGCUGCCUCAAGGAACGUUGUGAGGAUUCAACCAGAUCAGCAUGUAGAUUGCUCCGCACAGUGCCUGGCACACAGUAAGCACUCAAUAAAUGUGGGUGGCUGAAUCUUCCAGGGACACCUCUUGGGCCAGCGUUUGGUGGCGCUGAGCACAUUUAGGCCCAAGGCAAAAGGAGAUAAUAUAUGGAUUAACUGGCGCUUUUGUGCAGCUGCUUUUGGGGGAACACUUGGUGUGGCUUCACCCUCCCUGUCCGGAGACACCUGCAUGUGCGUCCACACCCAUGUGCAGGAAAUUGAGAGCGGGGGCGAGCAUCUCUUCAGGCAGGCCCGCGCCCUCCAGUUCGUUCACACAGCACGUCUUUACCGAACGUAUUCUCCGCAGCACUGGAGACCAGGAUGCGCACAGUAUGCCUCUGCCCUCUCAGCCCGCAGCCCAGGGGGAGCCAGGCCGGAAAUGGCAGCUGUGACGCCGCGCAAUUAAACCAGGCUGAGACUCGGAGGAUGCUUAAGAGUUAGUCUCGUGAAGUGUAUGCGUGCACAUGCAUGAGUGUAUGUGGGUGUGCGUGGAGUGUCCCAGGCAGAGGGAACCGUGUAUCCAAGGCCUGGAGGCAUGGCUUGUGGGCGUAACUGGAGGAAGGAGUGUGGUGUCAGAGGGGCGUGGGGUAGAUGAGGUUGAAAAGGUAGGCCGGCUCCCGCAGGGCCCUGGAAGCCAGUGAGGAAUCUGGAUUUUCUCUUGAGGGCAGUGGGGAGCCACUGAAGGACAUUAAGAGGUUCCGGGGGGCCAGGGGACUCCCAUGAUGGGGCCUUCAUCCUUCCCUCUGCUCUGGCCCACAAGACCUGGGCCUUGCUGUCUGUGGCCCACUCCUGGUUGGCCACCUAGGCGUCUGGUGUCCCAGUGGAGGGGAGCAGGGAAGCAGCCAGGACCCUGGGAAUGUCCCCCACCCUCCGCCCGACCCCCAGGGUGCUUGCAGCCAGCUUCUCAGAAAUAAGCCAGGGAGUGAGUGCAGCUUCCCCGACUCUGCCUGGAACUGCUGUGGUCAAGUCAGUUUCUGGUAAAUCCAAUCACACGUUAAAUGCAUUAGGGGAAGCAGCUACUUUCAGCCCUAGAAACCUGAAGAACCUCUGCGUACAGGCCAGAGAUACUCCAUCCUGGAAAUGUGUUGGGAGUUUGGGUUUUUGCUUCCACCUGCCAGUGAUUGGCUGCGUUUCUGGAGUAUGGACAGGGCGUCAGGGCCGUGAGAAGCGGAAGAGGGUGCCAGGGCCGACCCAAGGAGUUGUCGGGGUGUAGGGGGAGACGGCGGUGUCCAGACGAGCCCUCCCCGAGGCGGGAUUCUGGCAGUAGGAGCAGAGCUUAGGCUGGGGAGAGCCUCCACGUCUGCCUGGGACGGAGGAGCUCAGAUGAGUGGAAGCUGUGGCUGGGAAGGGGGUGCCAGGCAGAAGGAAGUAAAGGGGGGAAGGUGUGGAGGUGGGAAGGCGUGGGGUGAGGUGGACCAGGACUGUGGGUGGGGACGGCAGACCCCCUCCCACCUCCUGCCUGAUUCCACCCUUCAGUGUCCCCGUCCACAGCCCCUCCCACCUCCCCUCUAAACUGUCUUGGGGGGUGGGCCGUGGACCCCUGGGUUGUAACAGAGCUUAGAGGCUCUUGGUCAACCUCGGCUCCACCCAGGAUGGGCAGCUGCACUUCCACUGCCCAGGCUGCUGACCCAAGACUGGGCACGUGGCGGUGGGCGUGUGUUGGCUGGCUGCACACAGGAGCAAGGGUUACUGUCCAGCACGAUGGGUCUGGGCUGCCCUGCUGGACACUCAGGCCUUCCGACAUUGGGUGCUGGGUGACAGGUUGUGGAAAGCGCCCGGUGCGGGGCCCCACUAUUGGAGAGACAGCUGCAGGCCACGGAUGCCACGGGCGGUGAGGAGGACACUGUGGAAAGAGCCCCGACUUUGGAGUCAGCCGGGCUUGGGUUUGAAUCUAGACUCUGCCAUUCCUGGCUGUGAGGCCUUGAGCAGGCCACUGAGCCUCUCUCAGCCCGUCUCCUCAUCUCUACAAGGAGAACCACAAUGUGAGGGUGACAGGGAGCAUCUGUCUGCUCACCGUCACUGUGUGUUAUCAGAGACUUCCUUGCCCUGUCACUUGGUGCCCCCAGGCACUGCAGGCCCUGUCUGCUCCCACCUCCCUGGGGAGGAAGGCGCCAAGGCUGGGAGGCAGGCCCAGGCGGGGCUCUCCACGUCUCCUAGUGUAGGCGCCUGGCUGACUGAAAGGAGAGAGCCAAGAGGGCUGUGAGGAGAGGGGAGACCGUCCCACCCACUGAGGGUGAGGCUGCUGACCACGCCAAGCGUUCUUUCCUUUCCUCAUGCCAGGCAUCUCUCAGUGCCUUCCUUCCUGCCAGCUUAGGUGUCUUGGACAUACUGCCCUGGACUACUUCUGGUGGGAUGGAAGUGGGGUUUGAGGACCACUUAGGGAAGGGGUGCUGGGACGAUGCUGGGCUGUGGGGGGACGAGGGUCUGGAUGGCUUAUGAGGCCCUCCCAACCCCAGGGAUGGGGGCCUGGCGGCAGCAGCCCUCCAGUACAGGGAUUCAGGCCGCCGUCUCCAUAGCAACAGGUAUCCCCAGCCAAGGGAUUGGUCUCUUAAAGGCACAGUGCAGGCAGAGCUGGACUGCUGCUGCCCGGCGCUGGGGGUUAGGGUGGUGGAGUCUAUGCCGCCAUGAAGCUCACCUCAUUGCUUUUGUCCACAGUUGUGCUUGGGGGACAGGCAGGAGAGCGAGGCAUCCUAGGGGGCUUCACUUGUGUCUUCUGUGUGUUCCGCAGGGAGCAGAUGGGUGAGAUGGUAGCCAAGUGCUGACCUGGGGUCUGGCUUGGUCCUGCCCUCCUUAGCUCCCUGACCUUGACUAGUCUGGGCCCCAAAUUCUUCUCCCGAGAAUCAGAAGGGUCAGACUAGAAGGCAAAAGCCCCAAACAGAGAAUAUGAGGCUACAAGAGCUUUUCUGGUUUUUUAUGGGUGGGGAAAACUGAGUUCCUCAAAAAGGGGAUACAGGAUGCUAAGGACAGAGCUGAGGUGUAACUGAGGUCUCGGCCAGCUUCACAUCCCGGGUCUCUGCCCACAGGAUUGUCCAGGGAGCUCUCCUGAACUUCACUCCCUCACCCCACCUUUGCAGUUUAUACUACAGCCACCUAUCGCCCACAGUAAUUAUUCAGUUCUUUUCUUAAUUUGAUAAAGAAAGUUUAUAACCCACUGUGAGUGAAAAGUCAGUUAUCACUUGCUAUAAAUAGAAAAUAACAAUAAAAAUAAAUACAUCAAACUGUACAAGAUAUUUAAGCCUAGAGACUGUCGCCCCUGAACUCUGAGUGUCCCGCCCUCUCUCUUGAAUAAGGACGGGUAGGGAUGUCAGAGAGGCGUAAAGACACACCAGCACCAGACUCCCGGGCGGUCUGCAGAAUGGAAGAACUGUGCAAACCAGGCCCCUUCCCGCCAGGACUCGAGGCUGCGUCUCGUGUGUGACCCCACGUCCACUCUCUACUGGCAGAAUUCUACAGCCCCAGAAGCACUGGCCUAGCUGACCUGCUUAGCUCCUGCCAGGCCUCUCAGAGGCCGUGCUCGCAGGGACAGUAGGGUCGCAGAGCAGGAUGGCAGGCCUCCAUGCACUGGGGGCAGAGGGGAGGCUGCUCCCGGGCUCCACUGGCCAGAACGCAUCUCCCUCCCCAGCCGUGGCCUGACUGCACAGAUGCAGCUGUCCAUUAGCGCCACGGCCACGCGGCAGGCGUGUUCUCUUUUGAGAGGUGCAGCCACUCUCACUGUGCAGGGGAGGAAACUGAGGCACAGCGAGUUGCCCAGAGUCCCACAGUGUGGCGACUGGCAGAGCCCGGCCGAAUGCAGGGCCCUCAGCCCCGAGCUGGGGUGUCUGAGAUGGCAGAUACGGUGGAGGACGAGGGCACUGGGUGCUUCGGGCUGCGACCAGGUCAGGGUGUAGAUGGAGGAGAGGCUGGCGGGGGCCGAGGCAGUGGGGAAGGUGGCCGGGAUUUGGCUACAGUUAGGGAAGAAGAGCCACCUUCCUCGCAGGAGCCAGAGGGUGUGGGCUGGGAGAGGGGGCGGGGAGAGGGGCGCUGUGCUGAGGCCCCGGCUGCCUGG
Equus caballus (horse) is the source of this 8171-nucleotide messenger RNA. The record is from RefSeq and is a predicted model, not a curated record. NCBI's taxonomy places the organism in Eukaryota, Metazoa, Chordata, Mammalia, Perissodactyla, Equidae.